This is a messenger RNA of Ichthyophthirius multifiliis, 2013 nucleotides long. RefSeq lists its product as hypothetical. The transcript has 3 exons. NCBI's taxonomy places the organism in Eukaryota, Ciliophora, Oligohymenophorea, Hymenostomatida. Gene Ontology annotation, molecular function: ATP binding; ABC-type transporter activity; ATP hydrolysis activity. Gene Ontology annotation, cellular component: membrane. The record is from RefSeq and is a predicted model, not a curated record.
UAGAAUUAUAAGAAUAAAAAAAAUAUGAAUAUGGAUACUUAUCCUUCAAAUAUUAAAGAAAGUGAUGCUUUAUAAAAUAUUCUAAUUGAUACCGUUAAUUUUCACCCCGAAAAUAUCUCGCCAACUAAAAAAGCUAUUAAAAUAACGAAUCCUUUAGAACUUACAUGGGAAAAUUUAAAUAUAUUUGCAUAUGUUAAUCAUAAAGUAAAGGCUGAUAACGGAAAACUAACCAAAGUUAAUGAAAAAAAAUAAAUUUUAAAAGACCUUAGUGGAUCAAUAAAACCUGGUAAUUUUACAGCAAUUCUCGGGCCUUCAGGUUCCGGAAAAACAACAUUAUUGAAUUUUUUAUCUGGACGUUUAGUCGCUAAUAAUAUGGAAAUUGAAGGUUCUUUAUAUUUAAAUGGUUAAAAAAUUGACGAUAUGGGAAACUAUUCAAAUUAAAUAGCUUAUGUAAUGCAAGACGAUAUUUUAUUAGCAACAUUUACUCCCUAUGAAGCAUUUAAAUUCAGUGCCGACAUGCGUUUAAAAGAUAUAUCAGAAGAUGAAAAAAUAUAAAAAGUGAAAUCAUUGAUAAAACUCCUAGGCUUAGAAAAAUGUAAAGACACAAAAGUCGGAAAUGCCAUUAUCAGAGGUAUAUCAGGAGGAGAGCGUAAAAGAACAUCAAUUGGUGUCGAAUUGUUAACUAAUCCUUCCAUUUUAUUUUUAGAUGAACCCACAACAGGUUUAGAUUCCAUAACAUCAUUAAAUGUGAUAGAAUUGUUAAAAAAAUUAAGUCAUAUUGGAGUUAACGUAAUAUCCACAAUCCAUUAACCUUCAUCUGAAAUAUUCGUAAUUUUCGAAAGACUAAUACUGAUUUGUGAAGGAAAAAUUAUUUAUUAAGGAAUAGCUAAUUAAGCUGUUGAAUAUUUCAACCAAUAGAAUUUAAAAUGUCCCGAUUUUUCGAACCCAGCGGAUUAUUUCAUGAAAAUUAUGAAUGAGGAAGGUUUAAUUAUAGAAUAUUUACAAAAAGGUAAUUUGGAAAUUUCAGAUGAAUAAAUAAAUAAAGAAUUCAAAUAAAGAUUAGAAAAAAUGGUAACAAUAUAUAAAUAAUCUGAUUAAAUAAAAGACCUUAAAUCAACUUAUAAUUAAGUCCCUACUAAAAACGAUAACAGAUUCAAUGUAAGUGUAAUAAAAUAAUUUUCCCUUCUUUUCAAAAGAUGUUUCAUUACAUAAGUAAGAAACCCAAUGGAUCUUCUUCUUAAAACCAUAUAAAUUAUUGUUUUUUCCAUAGCUACUAUUAUAGUAUUUAAUCCUCUUGGAGAUGGAUAGGCUGGUAUUCAAAAUAGAAACGGAGCUUUAUUUUUUAUUUCUACAAUGUCUGCUUUUUCUUCUAUUUAAGGAUCAAUUUCUACUUUUUAAUAAGACAGAGGACUAUUCUUGAGAGAAAGAUUAAAUAAAAGUUAUACUGUGGGUGCUUAUUUCUGGGGAAAAAGCUUAUCUGAAUUACCUUUUCAUAUAUAUUAUCCUAUUAUUUAGGUCGCAAUGACUUAUUAUGCUAUUGGACUUAAUAAUAAUGAUGCAAAAUAUUUCUUUAUCCUCGCAGCUGCUAUGAUAUGUACUUAUUUCUACGGUGUAUCAUAUGGAUUAUUUAUUUCUGUUAUUGUACCAAAAAUGGAAAUCGCUAUGGCUCUUAUUCCUAUAUUAGUUAUUCCUUUUAUGGUUUUGGGAGGUUUAUAUGUAAAUACUAAUAAUAUUCCCGAUUUCCUUAAAUGGAUUGAAUAUUUAUCUAUGUUUAAAUAUGGAUAUUAAGCUGCAGCUUUAAAUGAAUUUGAUAAUCUUAAUUUUGAGUGCAUUAAUCCUAUUACUCAAUAAUAAUGCAAUCCAAAAGAUUAGUUGGGAUUUAGAGAAAGUAUAGCCGAAAACUUUUAUGCUUUAAUUGGAUUAGGAUUAUGUUUUAGACUUCUUGCUUAUAUAUUUAUGCAUAUUAUUUCUUAACCUAAAAGACCUAAACUAAAUUAAAAAUUAAAAUAAUGA